AUGGAUGAAGACUCAAACCCAGACCAAGGUAUUACGGAUGGAGACUCAAACCCAGACGAAAGUAGCUUUCUGCAGGUAGACUCAAACCCAGACGAAGGUAGCUUUCUGCAAGUAGACUCAAACCCAGACCAAGUCAUUAAUGUCGAAGGCAAUGUAGAAAAUAUUCAAUGCAAUGCUCGAGAAAAAACUCCACCUAUUAUUGUGAAAAAUGAGCAAGAAGCUUAUGAUCUCUAUAAUGAGUAUGCAGCACGCACUGGCUUUAGCAUUCGAAAGAAACAGAGAAGAUAUGACAAAAAUGGAGAUCUUUCAACACUUAAUUUUUGUUGUUCAAAAGAAGGUUUUAGGCAAGAUAGUGACCCUUGUGAAGAGAAAAAGACUAACAGAUUGGACGAGAGAACAGGCUGCCAAGCCAAAAUUCAAUUUUUACUAGAAGAUGGUGAGUGGAAAGUCUCUACCUUUGAUCCUGAACACAAUCAUGAACUUGCAAUGCCGGAGGAAAGACAAUUUUUAAGAUCAAAUCGUAAAAUUUUAGAAGAUGAUAUGGGUGUGAUUAAAACCAUGGUGAAUGCAGGUAUAAGAACUACAAAUACGUACUCGUAUUUAGCAGAAGAAGUCGGCGAGUCUCAAAAUGUUGGGUUUACGAAAACAAAUUGCUACAAUUUUGUUAGUAGGGAAAAAAGAAUUAUGCUUGAAGCAGGGGAUGCUCAAAGCUUGAUCAAUCAUUUUAAGCGCAAGCAAGUUGAAGAUCCAAUGUUCUUCUACACGGUGCAAGUUGAUCAAGAAAAUCAAAUGACUAACUUUUUCUGGAGGGAUGGAAGGUCCAUAAUUGAUUAUGAGUGCUUCGGGGACGUAGUAAUAUUUGAUACUACAUAUCGAACCAAUAAGUACAACAUGAUUUGUGCUCCUUUCGUUUGUGCCUUUUUGCUGGAUGAGAAGACUGCUACGUUUGAAUGGUUGUUUGAGGCAUUCUUAGAAUCAAUGGGGAAUCGAAAGCCUAGAACCAUUUUCACUAACCAAUGUCAAGCUAUGGCAAAUGCCAUUAUGGUGGUGUUUCCUGAGACAUGCCAUCGUUUAUGCACAUGGCACAUAUCAAUGAAUGCUACAAGGAAUAUACCAACACUUUAUGGAAUCCCUGAGUUCAAGAGGCUAUUCAACAAGUGUCUUGACGGAUGUCAAACAGAGUUAGAAUUUCAGCAGACUUGGGAUGCAAUGAUUGAGGAAUUUAACGUUGCACAAACAUAUGGCUUAAAGGUCUUUAUGCCAUUCGUGAGAAGUGGUGUCCAGUGUUUAGCCAAGAUGCAUUCUCUGUGA
Messenger RNA from Malus domestica (apple), 1311 nucleotides. RefSeq names its product protein FAR1-RELATED SEQUENCE 5-like. Lineage: Eukaryota; Viridiplantae; Streptophyta; Magnoliopsida; Rosales; Rosaceae. Gene Ontology annotation, biological process: regulation of DNA-templated transcription. The record is from RefSeq and is a predicted model, not a curated record. Gene Ontology annotation, molecular function: zinc ion binding.